Messenger RNA from Mesocricetus auratus (golden hamster), 2460 nucleotides. It is a transcript of the gene Lrriq3, whose product is annotated as leucine rich repeats and IQ motif containing 3. Gene Ontology annotation, molecular function: protein binding. The record is from RefSeq and is a predicted model, not a curated record. Lineage: Eukaryota; Metazoa; Chordata; Mammalia; Rodentia; Cricetidae. The transcript has 8 exons. Bases 141 to 2015 code for a protein of 624 amino acids.
GGCGCGCGCGUCUCCCGGGCAACGCUCCGCGCGCGCAGAUGGGCUCCUCGCAGUGCCCGGCUGCGUGCGACCUGCGCCGGGGUCUCCCGCUUCUCCACGCCUGACAGCCCGCGGCGCGGAACCAUCACCCAGAUGCCGAGAUGUUUCAUGGAACAAUCACCAAAGAGCUUACCAGUCAUGAAGAAUGGAGUCACUACAAUGAAAAUAUCAUUGAAGAUCAGAAGGACUUUGUGUUUGUAAAGUAUAAUGGCCUCCAUCUGAAGUCCAUGGAGUGCCUGCAGUCCUGUAUCUCUCUGAGGGUGUGCAUCUUCUCUAACAACUUUGUCACUGACAUCCAGCCUCUGCAUAGCUGCAUAAAACUCAUAAAACUUGAUCUCCAUGGAAACCAGAUAAAGACUCUUCCAGACAGAAAUUUUUGGGGUGGACUCAAGAACUUAAAACUCCUCUAUCUCCAUGACAAUAGUUUUUCCAAGCUGAAGAACAUCUGUGUGUUAGCUGAGUGUGAAAGCCUUAUUGGGCUGACCAUGUUUGACUGCCCCGUGAGUCUUAAGAAAGGAUACAGGCACGUACUUGUCAACAGUAUCUGGUCUCUCAAAGCUCUGGACCACCAUGUUAUAUCCGAUGAAGAAAUCAUUCAGAACUGGCAUCUUCCAGAGAGAUUUAAAGCAUUCAACCCCAGGCUAUUCUUGAACAUUUGCCCUGCGUUGAUAAAGGGCACAACCUAUGAGGAUGAAAUUAAAAAUGUCAAACGUAUAAUUUCAAGGAUUAAUGGAAUUCUGGCUCAUAAUUCACCAGUGUUGAUUAUUCAGAGGUGGAUACGUGGUUUCAUAGUUAGGAAGCACUUGAGCCCCUAUUUUACACGUAAAAAGCCUCAGGAGAAAAUGAUUAGGGUACUUGAAACAAAAUGGAUCUGCAUAGGUAGAAGACAUGAAGACAAUUUCUUGGAGGACAUCUUCCUUUUCAAGCCUGAAUCCAAUAUAAAAGGGAAAGUUGCACAUUGGAAGCAAAUGAGAUGUACUCCUGUUGACUUUAAACAGUCUACUGACUACAGAAAACACAUUUCCUGUCUUUCAUACGAAUUACAAACAAAAGAUACUGGCAGAAAACCACAAACACCAAGCCAUCAAAUUCAGAAAGGUCAGAAGGAGUCUAAAGCCGACUCUGAGGAUGAAGAAGCGGACACUAGGUUUAGGAUAUCUUCUGUGAAGAUUCCUCUAUACUCCACUAGGUCGCUCACGUAUGGUGCAAUGUUGAGGGAGAUGAAGUGGGAAUACUUCCCAGACUAUCUCCAGCCACUUCCCGCCAGUCGUCCAAAGGCAGAAAUCAAGAGGCAGACACUAGAGGAGCUGAAGGAAAGGAGAGAGUUUUUGGCCUCCCAGAGGGCAGGCGUGAAGCUCCACAUGUUUAAUGACAUUGAUAAAUAUCACUCAGAACAAAGGCACCAAGAAAAACAAGCAGAAAAGUCAACAUUUGUAGUCAUGGCACAGAUUGCCCAAGAAAGAGCUAGGCUCAGCGUCAGAGAUGCUCUAAGUAGGAAAAUGUUUACAGCACAAAGGCUGAUGGAAAAAGACAACGAGACACUCCAGAAAGGCUUACGACAAAUUUGGAAGGAAAAGCUUGCCUACCUUGAAAAAGUUAGAGAGCGGAAAACCAUGUUUCUAGCUGAAAAAAAGCUAAAUGCCCUCGACCAUUCCUUAGUGCAGAGCAUCAACAACGAGCGGACCCUUCUACUCAAAGGAAUCUUUGAGGUUGACAGAAUGAAGAGAAACAUGAAUGAGUUAAGAAAGAAGCACCUGAUGGUCACCGACAAACGGAAAACAGAGAAGUAUAAGCAAAGUAUGCUGAGGCAGCUGAAGGAGAUCAGGGCUGAAGAAAUUCGUAGAAGACACAAUGAAGAGAAGUUUGUUAUGAAUACACUCAUCUUUCAAAAAGCCUGUGCAAGACUAGAGGAGGCUAAAGCAAAGGCUGAAUUUAUUAAGACACAUUACACAUCUAAGUCUCAGAAAAGAGAAUAAGAAUGGGCCAGGACCAGUUCACAGCCGAUGAUAACCAUAAAUCAUGGCCCUAUUUUUGUUGAAAGGAUCUUGAAAUAAAUCUUGGGAGACAUACUCUGCACAAGUAUGUCAGGGCAUGAGCCUGUUCAAGUUGAAAGAGAAGAGAGCCGUGGUUUUCAUACAGAUUAUAUUGUACAUCUGGCUGACUUUACACUUGUUAUAUACCCAUGUGUUCAAAAGUGAGUCAAAGCUGUGGGAAUCCUUCAAAAAGUCUUCAAAAGGAUGUACAGUUCCAUAGGUUCUGAAGAUGAACAAGUUAUGAAACAUUUUCAAAAUUUUCUGCUGCUUUCAUUUUUUAUUGCUGAAUUUUAUUAAGAUAUAACAUGCAGUAAAAGUUUUAGUUACCCAAUUUCACAUAUUGAAUUAUAAUACAUUUCCUGAUUAUGUUAUUAAAACAAUUUCUGAA